Penicillium waksmanii is the source of this 612-nucleotide messenger RNA. RefSeq names its product nucleobindin SSP120. Bases 1 to 612 code for a protein of 203 amino acids. Gene Ontology annotation, cellular component: endoplasmic reticulum-Golgi intermediate compartment; extracellular exosome. Gene Ontology annotation, molecular function: calcium ion binding. The transcript has 2 exons. The record is from RefSeq and is a predicted model, not a curated record. NCBI's taxonomy places the organism in Eukaryota, Fungi, Ascomycota, Eurotiomycetes, Eurotiales, Aspergillaceae.
AUGGUCGCGCGAUUGGUUUGCUUUGUUGCCGGGGUACUCGCCCUGAGCAGUGGUUUGGCCAGUGCUCAUGGCUCACACUCCAAUGAUCAACCGCAGUCGGACGACUGGGCAACGAGACACAUGAUGGAGGAACAUCACAUCGAAGGCUUUGAUGCGCCCUCAUUCUUCACACUCCACGAUUACGAUGCGUCCGGGGCAUGGACUACCGACGAAGUACGCAAGACCUACGGUAUCGACGACGAAUCCAAUAAGGGCGUGGAUCAGUCGCGCAAAGAAGCUGCUGUUCGUCAAGUCUUUGAUCUUUUCGACCCGACAAACACCGGUACUAUCACCCGUGAUGCCUGGUUGAAGGCAGUCGCUGCUGGCACCCGGCUGCCCGACCUCGGCUUUGGUCCCGGACACCAUGGCGACAUGGAGUAUGAGUACGAGAUUCAUCACUUCGAAAAGUUCCACGGAGAUGAUACCACCGAGGAAGAUUUGACGCAUCCCGAGGAUAUCGAACAUUUCCGACGCCACGAUGAGGAGGAACUUGCCCAGAUCCGACUCGAGAAGCUGGAGCGCAUGCAGGUUGUCGAGGUCAACAUCCCCUCGAAAUUCCGUCGCAACUUCUAG